Molecule: messenger RNA, 1053 nt
Organism: Stylonychia lemnae
Lineage: Eukaryota; Ciliophora; Spirotrichea; Sporadotrichida; Oxytrichidae
Source: the annotation of a GenBank genome assembly
AUGGAUCUUAAGAAAGAAGAGGAGAAGGAGAAGCGACAAAAACCUACAAGCUUCACAUAUAAUGCAGACAGAGUAGUUGGAAAUGGAUCGUUUGGAGUUGUUUUCCAGGCUAGUGUCGCUGAAACUGGAGAAGUAGUUGCGAUCAAGAAGGUCUACUAAGAUAAGAGAUAUAAAAAUAGAGAGUUGUAAAUCAUGAAGGAGUUAUAUCAUCCUAAUGUUAUUACACUUAAACAUGCUUUUUAUACUCAAGGAGACAAACCUGAUGAAAUAUACUUGAAUGUUGUCAUGGAUUAUAUUCCUGAGACCGUUUACAGAGUUCUUAAACAUUACAACAAAAUGAAACAGCAAGUCCCAGUUCUCCUUGUAAAAUUAUAUGCCUAUCAGUCAUUCAGAGCACUAGCUUAUAUUCAUGCUCUAGGCAUUGUGCAUAGAGAUAUUAAACCUCAGAAUUUACUAGUUGAUCCAACAAAUCACAUUCUGAAAUUGUGUGAUUUUGGUUCAGCCAAAAGAAUCGCUAAGGGAGAGGUUAAUGUUUCGUACAUAUGCUCAAGAUACUAUAGAGCUCCAGAGUUAAUUUUCGGAGCUACUGAUUAUUCAGCUGCUAUUGAUGUAUGGUCAUGUGGUAGUGUGAUUGCCGAACUACUCCUAGGACAGCCAUUAUUCCCAGGUGAAUCAGGAGUGGACUAAUUGGUAGAAAUCAUUAAAGUAUUAGGAACUCCAACUAGAGAUCAAAUUCACAGUAUGAAUCCAAACUACUCUGAGUUUAAAUUCCCAUAAAUAAAGGCACACCCCUGGAAUAAAGUCUUCAGAUCAAGGACACCUCCAGAUGCAAUAGACUUGAUAUCUAAAAUCCUCGUCUAUAACCCAGAGAGAAGACUCAAGCCACUUGAAGCUCUCCUACAUCCCUUCUUUGAUGAGCUCAGAGAUAAAAAUACUAAGCUACCUACCGGAAACUAAUUACCUGAUUUAUUCGACUUCUCUAAAGAGGAAAUCACCUCAACGUCACCGGAGAUCAUAGAACAACUUAUACCCAGCUGGUACAAGAAGAAGUGA